Penicillium brevicompactum is the source of this 12189-nucleotide messenger RNA. It is a transcript of the gene tom1, whose product is annotated as E3 ubiquitin-protein ligase TOM1. Gene Ontology annotation, biological process: protein polyubiquitination; proteasome-mediated ubiquitin-dependent protein catabolic process; positive regulation of protein catabolic process. The record is from RefSeq and is a predicted model, not a curated record. Lineage: Eukaryota; Fungi; Ascomycota; Eurotiomycetes; Eurotiales; Aspergillaceae. Gene Ontology annotation, molecular function: ubiquitin-protein transferase activity. The coding region runs from base 1 to 12189 and encodes 4062 amino acids. The transcript has 4 exons.
AUGGGGAGAAUUAAGAAGGUAGCCAGCCAAAAGCAUGAGGCUACAAUCUCACCAUUCCUACAAGAUUUCAUAGGACGCGCCACGAGCGUUCCCGUUCCAGAGCUUCCAGCCCUCCUCAGAACAUUCCCUAAGCUUUGGCCGUUCCCGCGUGGUGAUCUUUACCACUGGAUCAAUGUCUUGGACAGAUUUGACGAGAUUUUGGCCUCGGCCAUCGACAAAUACUUCCUCAACACUGGCCCUCAGACUAAACUGCUUACCCGAAGCGUUCUAGAGGAAUCAUACUCGACCGAAGAAGCCACAAAACCGACAGAGGGUAUCGAUGCCAAGUUGAACGCUCUGGGAUAUGGCCCCGAUGGAGACAGAGAACUUCUAGAAGCCGUUCUGGACUUUUCUCGUCUUUUGCUCGAGAAAUGUGGCAAUCGUAGCCUCUACAGCAGCAGCGAUCGUCUUGGCGAUCUCCUGAACACCACCUCACUGUCUUUGCUUCAGUCUACCUUGCGCUUGGCUCUUUGCCUGGCUCAACGUUACCACUCUCGUCAGCGUGGCGCUCACCAACAGUCCGUAUUGCAAUCACACUACGCUCUCGACCUGGAGAAGUUGCAGAAGAUUGCUGCACCAUUCGCGCGCCCUGUCAUUGCCAGCAAGCCACCGUUCGCUUCCUCUCCUGCAGUUUCCACCCAGGGCAAGGAUAAGACACUACAGACUAAAGUCAAUGCGAACGAGCUCGUUUCCCUCGUUCGUGAUUCUGACGGCUGGGAGGAAUGGGGCGAUGUGCGCGUUCUCUAUUAUCCAUCAGGCUCUGACCAGGCUAGGACGACUUCCGAAUAUGGCCAGACGGAACAGGGCUCACAUGUUCCAACCACCCCUACGCCAUUGCGACGAACAGCAACUCACCCCGCUUCUAAUCUAAGCCGUGGAUUGAACGCAGAUGAUUCUCCAAUUGCAACUCCAUCGAAAACCGAGGAGGCCUCCCGCGGUGGCACGGUUCUAGAAAUUUCGCACGCCAAGGUUUCCUCUGCAAAUUUGGAGUCUCUUCUCGCUGUCAACUUGCCACAUCUCCCCCUUGAGUCGAAAUAUGAAUUGCUUCACAAACUCCGAGUUGCCAAGGCGUUGACCGGCUCGCGUGCAACUCGAGAGCAGAUACUUUCCAUCAAAGCUCUUGCAGUGACCAACCUGGCUCAUGUUCAGCCGGAGAGCUCAUUCCAACAGAAGGUUCUUCAAUCCGAUCUGGAGCAGCCAAAGCGUCUUCAGCUAGCGUACCAGCUUGCCGAGUUAGUCCAUCUCGGUGCUAGUGGUGACCUUGAUGUUUCCCGACCAGUCCAGACUUUUGCUCUCCAGACCUUGGAUGCCUUGGCCAAGCACAAGUCCCGAGCCGUCGAUGUUUGUGCAGCUUUGAGUGUCAACGUCAACCAUGGAGUUCUAAUGUUCUUGACCCGUAAAAUGGUCAAUGAACUAGGCGCAGAGAACGAUGAUACAGAUGAGGCCUAUCAAGACGAAUGGCGGGAUGGUCUGCUUGCGCUCCUGCGUACUCUCCCAAGUUCCAGCACACGCACUCCAGAGACCCUGGUUGCGGCUGGCCUGAUCCCUAUGUUUGUCGAUAUCUUGAACUUGCGGACCGACAAGUCUCGCCGGGUCUACUCUCGUGUCAUGGAAUUCCUUGAUACUUUUGUGCAUGCUGUUCGUGAUGCCUUGGGUACACUGACGGCAGCGAAGGGCUUCGACGCUAUGUCGGAUCUGAUUGAUAAUGAGACCAAGACCGCAUUUGAGAAGGUCAACAGCGGCGAAGGGUUCCCUACCCAAUACAAGAAUCCAUCAGUCGAUUAUCAAAUUCCCUACUUUCAACAGCAGACUCUGCGUUGGAUGUUCCGCUUCGUGAAUCACAUCAUGCAGCACAACGGUGGUGGCUUCGAUCGUGUGCUCCGAAACCUGAUCGAUUCGCCUCAACUGCUAACUUCCCUCCGCCUUGUGUUCGAGAAUGCUCGGGUAUUUGGCUCGCAUGUGUGGAGCAAUGCCGUCAACAUUCUCAGCAGCUUCAUCCACAAUGAACCUACAAGCUAUGCUGUCAUUGCAGAGGCUGGCCUUAGCAAGAGUUUGCUCGCUGCCGUUAUGGGUCGUGAGCUCCAGGUUUCGGAGAAGCCGCCAGCAGUGGAGCCUGAAGACGCCGACCCACAAGCGAGCGCAUCCCAAUCAACCUCCGCCGAAGCCGCCCCUGGAGCGGAUGAAAAGAAGAGAGACCGUGAAUACCCUCUCAUCCGAGCCAAGAACACACACCUCGCUCCUGGAAUCAUGGCCGCGGGUGAUGCGCUUGCUUGUAUCCCAGCUGCGUUCGGAGCAAUCUGUUUAAAUUCCUCUGGUCUGGAUCUUUUCCAGUCCUCUGACGCCCUUGAAUGUUUCUUCGAGAUCUUCGAGAACCCAGAUCAUGUUAAGUCUCUGAAGGAUGACCCCGAACUGGUGCGCUCAUUGGGUACAACCUUUGAUGAGCUUGUCCGACACCACCCGGCAUUGAAAACCUCUAUCAUGUCAGCCGUACUGGUGAUGGCUGCUCGUGUCAACGUGCUUGGCCGUGUCAAGGCAUGGGAACAUGGCAUGGGCACCAAGAUGUGGACCCAGAAUGGCGAUGGUAAAACCAAACUAUCUGGAGAUAUCUUUUCUUUGUUCCGCGAAAUCGGCAAAGAUGUCAAUGCAUCCAUGGACGAUCCUUCGUCGAUUGGUCUGCCCCGACUCAAUGUGAACAAUACUCUGCCCAACGGUGGAAAGCUUGUGCUUGGUCACGUCGAUGCCGUGUUCCCUGCGCCAGGCCCCGAAUUCGAGCCUCAGGACAAAGAUGCCCAUGGAUUGACCGCCACGGACUAUCUAUUCCCAGCUCUGCGCUUUCUGGGUGCUUUCUUUGAGAAUCAGACGAACUGCACGUCGUUCAUUCAGGCCGGCGGCGCAGAGUUCAUGCUGGAUCUUGCGACCCUCCAAAGCUUAUCCUUCGAUUUCCACAGCACCAACGCCAAUCAGGAGAUCACCGUGCUUGUUCACAUGAUGGCAGAAACAAAGCCGCAUCUAAUUGUUCCAUCACUUGUCAAACGUGCACAGGACGCAUUGAACAAUCUUUCGCCCUUCUUCAAUGCACCCACAGGCUCAGGCUUCUUUACCGAGUUGAUCAUGCCAGCAGACUCGAAGAAGCCCGCUCCGGAGUCUACAUCUGCCGCCCAGUCUGGCACCUUCUUCCUGAGACACCUGAAUGCGGUCCUACUUCUCACCGAUGUUCUUCGUGAAGUUUUUGCAAUGCCAUUGUACCAGACUCGGCCCGGCCAGUCAACUUCAAUUUUCGGCCAAGUCAACCUUGCAGACCAAUAUUGUACCUUGAUUGAGUCAUUGACCAACCUUCUCGCUUCUUGUGUUUGGGAAGGUAUUUUGCUCGAGAAGAAUAUCCCCGAGCAGUGGCUCAAAGCUACUCAGGCCUCGGCUGAGAAGCAAGAGUCUGGAAAGUCGAAGGGUGGCCCCGCCGCAGAAGUUCCCCUUGAGCCGUCAGCAACCCCCAGUACCCAGCCUCAGGGUGAAGCUUCCGUGGCAGGUGAUGCUGUUCAAGCCCAAACAGGCCAGGAACCCAAGGAAACUGAUGCUCCCGUGGAUGAGCAAAACCCUGCUUUCAAGAAUGCACGGACUCUUCGAUAUUUGCUGAGCGCUCUUCCCACCACGAUCACUGGGUUCUUGCAUAACCUCGGCCUUGGUAUAAUUGGCAAGAGACGCAUGGAUCCUCUCCAGAAGCAGAAGCAAAAUGCCACUCUAGUUGCAGAUGCUAUUGCGGAGGGUGUCAUUCGGCAAUUGCAGUUCGACCCUGCUAAUUCCAGUGCUAGCCACAAGCACCGCUUUGCCUACUUGAUUGUCAUCCUUUCCCACUUUUCCCACCUCCUCUAUGACGUUUCACCAGAGCGUCCUACCGCAAACUACCUCACUACAGUUUUGCUUGCAUUCCAAAAGAUGAGCGGACUCAAGGCAUUGAAGGACAUUUGUGACGUCUUUUUGAAUGACAUCCAGUCACUUCCGUCUGCCGAGUCUAUUCCCGAUCAAGAUAAGGAGCUUGCCGACCGACUUGCAUCGGGCUAUGGUGGUAUCAAGAUCAUUCUUGGUCUUUUCGCAGAUAUCACCCAAGGGAAAUUCAUCGUGGACUCCAGCCAGACGCAAGCGUUGACCUCCAAUCAUGAUCGUGACCGCGAGCGCGCUGAUUAUUUCAUGCCUGGUCAAUUCUUGGUGGAGCUUCGCAUGGAGGUAUUGCCCAUGGCCGAAGCUUUGUGGAAUUCAGACUUUGCCACUCAAUCUUCAAGCACAAUUGUGAAGCUGUUGAUCGACAUCUUACGAUACACCCUAGAUGGUGAAUUUGAGACUGGCGCUGCUAAGAGGUCAGAUCCACCUUCUCUCUUGCUGGACGCGCCUAAGAAACCAUUUGUUGUUCACAAGGAACGAGCCGCUGCUCUGAUCGAGAAGGGACUCAAGGACGUCGAUCUCAACAAAGAAGCCCUCUAUCGUUGCAACAAUGUUCUGAACGCGGCCGAGGAAUACUGCAAGGCACAGCAAUGGAUACGAGCCCCACCAAGAGCUCCUCCCCCAGCCAACGAUCUCCAGACUGGAGUGCCAGACCCCGCUUCUGGCAUAGACUCCCUUGAAGACACUGGGUUUGAGGUCCCAACAACUCUUCAAAAUUCUGCACCCAACAUACUAGACCGCAACACCUUGGCGAUGCUUUUGUCAUCAGCCACCGGAAACCCUUUGGUUCCACCAGGCCCAAGAGAAGAUGGAGACUCUGACAUGCAUGACGGCCUGGCUCGAGCAUUGGAUAAUGUCCUCACCGAAAAUGAGGAUAUGGAUAGUGAUGACCGGAGCGAAUCACACAGCCAAUCCCAGCCUGAAAACCAAAAUGCUGAGCCGCUCACCUCUGACUCUGCUCAAGCGCCCCAUAGUGAAACUGGCAGCCACCGCGAGAUGACGACUGUCGAAGAUCUCGACGAAAAGAGGGCAAACAUUCGGGAGAAUCUAAUUGAGCGGGCAUUGGAUGUCUUGAACGAGCAUCACGACGUCUCUUUUGAACUCUCUGACCUGAUUUCUUCAGCCAUCAGAAAACACCACGAACCUGAAACAUUCCGUCGUGACAUCGGAGAAACCCUUGUUCAAUCACUAGUUUCUUUGCAAAUGGAGAACUUCCAGACAGCUGGCAAGAAGAUUGCUGCCUACGCCCAUAUUCUUGCUUUGACCCUCCAAGAUCGUGAUAUGUACGACGCAACUCUCGAAGAGCUCAAGGACUGCUUCAAUACUUUCCUCGCAUUCAUACAGUUGCCCGCACCCGAAAAAGCAGAUCAAGAGACCUUCCCUUGGGUUGGACAUGUCCUACUCAUUCUUGAGAAGCUACUCUCUGAUGACUGUCAACCGCCCAAAAUUGAAUGGACCCCACCAAGCAGCCUCGACGGUCCUAUCCCGAAUGCGGACGAACCUGCUCAUCUUGAGGAGCCACUUGUCUCUCUUGACAUGAAAACCCGACUAUUUGAACAUCUGGUUGAGAUUCUUCCCAGAGUGGGCAAGGAUGAGACAUUGGCACUUUCAAUUUGCCGUGUUCUUGUCAUUCUUACUCGGGAGCGUACGAUUGCCGCUCGAUUUGGUGAAAAGCGCAAUCUCCAACGUCUGUUCGUGAUGGUGAAGCAGAUUUCCAGUGCCGCCAACGACAAGAUGCGGUGUGCUUUCAUGUUAAUUCUUCGACACAUCGUUGAAGACAGAGAAACUAUCCGCCAAAUCAUGAGGAGCGAGAUUGUUGCCAGCUUUGAAUCUAAGACUUCUCGCCAGAUUGACACCAACGGCUAUGUCAGACAAAUGUACCAUCUUGUGCUCAGAGCCCCUGAUAUCUUUGUGGAAGUGACCAAUGAGAAGCUCCGCUUACUCCGAUAUGACACCCAUCAACGCCCCCAAGUUCUUGGUCUAAAGGCAGACAAAGAUCGCCACUCUCGGCGCGCGGGCAAAUCGGAAGCCGUUGUCGAUGAAGCCAAAACAGAGUCAUCUACCGCAGCCGAGGUGCACGCUUCUGAUAACAAGGAACAGAGCAACGAAGACAAGACUAAGGCUCAAUCCAAGUCCACUGAACUCAAAGCACCUAUUGUUGAAAACCCCGACGGUGUUAUUCACUACCUACUUUCAGAACUUCUUUCCUACAAGGAGGUUGAUGACAAAGAAUUGGGCCCCGAGUCUGAUAAACCAGCCGAUCCAUCUGACACUCCGGCGGAUGUUGAGAUGGCCGUGGAUGAGCCUACUCUUUCAGUCUCAAGUACUGCCGACCCACAGGCCGCUCGUGAUUCCAAGAAGACGGAGAAGCCCCAAUUCAAGGCAGACGACCAUCCCAUUUACAUCUAUCGCUGUUUGCUUCUCCAGUGCCUCACUGAACUUCUUUCCUCUUACAACAGAACUAAGGUUGAGUUCAUCAACUUUUCUCGCAAGGCCGAUCCGCUUGCCACCACGCCCUCUAAGCCACGGUCCGGUGUCCUCAAUUAUUUGCUAAAUGUCCUCGUUCCCCUCGGCACUAUGGAACACGAUGAGUCUCUGGCGUUCAAGAAGCGUAGCAUCACCUCCACAUGGACCAUGCAAGUCCUUGUUGCUCUUUGCACCAAGACUGGCGAGUUUGGUGGCGUUGGCAGGCGUCGUACCGAACCAAAGUAUGAAGAGGAUGAGCCUGAGCUCGCGUUCGUCCGCCGAUUUGUUCUGGAGCAUGCUCUUCGCUCCUACAAGGACGCUAUGGCCUCUACUGAGCCUUUGGAUGCCAAAUAUUCCAAACUUAUGUCGCUUGCCGAUUUGUUCGAUAAAAUGCUCAGUGGCUACUCGUUCACCAACGAUGCAGGCUUCCCAACCUCAACCAGGCAGCUUGCGAAGACCAUGUUCGAGAAGCACUUUAUUCCUACGCUUACUUCAUCCGUUGCCGAUGUCGACCUGAACUUCCCGUCGUCGAAGCGCGUUAUCAAGUACAUCCUUCGUCCAUUGAACAAGCUCACUCAAACUGCCGUUAUCCUUAGCGAGAACUCUGACAUCUCCUCCACUGGUGACAAUGAAGAUGACGAGAUCUCCUCCGCAACCUCAGUCUCCGACAUGGACGAUGAGCGCGAAGAAACCCCUGACCUCUUCCGACACUCUACCCUUGGUAUGCUGGAGCCUCGUCACGACGAGGAAGAGAGCAGCACUGAGGAAUCGGAAGGUGAAGAUGACGAAAUGUACGACGAUGAAUAUGACGAAGAAAUGUACGAUGACGAAGAUGUCCCUGAAGACGAUGGCGAAGUUGUCAGUGACGAAGAUGACGAUGGUAUGGGUCCCAUCGAAGGUCUCUCUGGUGAUGCAGUCGAAGUCAUUCUAGACGAAGACGAAGAAGGGGACGACGAAGAUGACGACGACGACGAACAUGAUCAUCUUGACAUGGACGACGACAUGUAUUCCGGAGAAAUCGGUGGCGAUCGUGACAAUGAAAGCCUCGAAGACGGUGACGAAGACGGAUGGGAGAGCGAGGAAAUGACUGAAGAUGAAGAGGAGGUGGAAAUGAUGAACCAAUUUGAAGACGAAAUGGCCGACAUCAGACAAACCAACCGCCACCACGGUGGUGACCAUCACAUCGGUGACCUCUUCCGUGCCCUUGGCGACAGUGGAGCUGGUGCGGGUGGUCUCGAUAUUCAUGGCGACGCUCUUGGUGGUGACAUCCAUGAAGAGAUCCUUGAUGAUCUGGAUGAAGAUGUUGAUGACGACGAAAUGGAUGAUGAGCUUGAGGAGGACAUGGAUGACUAUGAUGAGGAGCAAGGGUCCUUCGGGGACAUGGAAGGUAAGAUGCAGUCUACACAAUACGGCCAAAGCACCACUAACAUAUUUAUCAAAGACGAUGAUCUCCUUGAACCCUGGGCAUGGGAAGGUGAAGAGCCCGCUAUGGCCCGCGCAGGUCAUCAAGGCCACCGUGGAGGCUUCAAUCGUGGUGCCGUUCCUCCGGCUUGGGCUGCUGUCACAGAGAUUAUGCCCGGUCGCCCUGCUGGGCUUGUGCCUAUUCAACCAUACCACCGCGUUCAUCGUACCCAGCUGCCCUCGCGAGGUGGAAACGAUGAUGGUACCAACCCUCUGCUCGUCCGUCAUCCUCGCCCAGACACCGCUGCUCCACGUGGUGGAGCAGCUGCGGCUGAUCCCUUCGCCGAUUGGGGCCAGGCCAUAGACCCAACCAACGCUGGCCGAGGUAUCGCCAUGGACAGUCCCAUCAGCUUCAUGAACGCCAUUAUGCAGGCUAUCGGUGGACAGGCCGCGCCCGGAUUUGGCGUUGUCACUCGUCCUGACGGUAUUCACGUUCAUGUUGAUCGACGCGCAGUUCUGCCCGGUCGCAUCCAAGAUAUGCUUGGAAUUCCCCGGGGCUCAGGUCCUCCCACUCGCUCUCGCGGUGAUGACCCACAUACCGCCGUGAAGUUUGGACUUUGCACUACCAAGAACCGUUGGCAAGAGGAGGCUCGCCUGCUCUACAGCAACCAGUAUGUUGAACGCACUCAGCGCAUCCUCGGUCUGCUGCUUAAGGUCUUGGUUCCUCCUGCCAUGGAGGAAGAGAAGGAGCGUCAGAAACAGGCUGCCGAGGAACGUACCCGCCUCCAGGCCGAACGCGCCGAGAAUGAACGCAAGGAGCGUAUCGCUGCCGAGGAGAAGGAGAAGGAGCGCAAACAAAAAGAAGAAGAAGAAAAGGCUAGACUUCAGGCAGAAAAGGAGCAGCAGGAAGCCGAACGUCAAGCUUCCGGGGCCGAUGAGCCAAUGGAAGAUGUCCCAGAAGAUGAUACUGCAUCCGAAGCUGGUGGCCCAUCAGCUCAAACCCAGGCCGAACCCGCUGAGCCCGUUCCUCGUGUUCACACCAACAUUAGAGGCCGACAGGUUGAUAUCACUGGCCUUGAGAUUGAUCCAGAAUACCUAGAGGCCCUGCCUGAGGAACUCAGGGAGGAGGUCAUCAUGGCACAGGUCGCCGAGCAACGCUCUCAAGCUGCCGCCGCAGGCGAGGAGCCGACUGAGAUCAACCAGGAGUUCCUCGAGGCCUUGCCUGCCGAAAUCCGCGAAGAACUGCUCCAACAAGAAGCGGCUGACAGACGCCGACGUGAACGAGAAAUUGCUCGACGACAAGCAGCUUCUGCUGGUGGCGCGCCCACUGGUGGCCCCCCUGCCCAUGCUGAAGAAAUGGAUGCUGCCAGCUUUUUGGCCACUCUUGACCCAUCCUUGCGUCAGGCUGUUCUGGCCGACCAACCCGAGGAUGUUCUUGCCACCUUAGGUCCGGAGUAUUUGACUGAGGCUCGUGCUGUAGGUGGAAGCGGCCGUCGGAUGGCUCAAUUCGGUGAUAUGAGUGCCGUCGAUCCCAGACAUCGCGCCGAGCCUUCUAGAGGCCAAGAGCCCAAGAAGGAACAGAGACGUCAAAUUGUUCAAAUGCUUGACAAGGCCGGCGUUGCAACCCUUCUUCGUCUGAUGUUCAUGCCCCUUCACGGGAAUGCCCGUCACCAGUUGAACGACAUUCUUCAUAACGUCUGUGAGAACCGUCAAAACCGAAGCGAGGUCAUCAGCCUUUUGCUUUCAGUCUUGCAGGAUGGUAGCGUUGAUUCCACUGCAAUUGAACGCAGCUUCUCUCACCUUUCUUUGCGGGCAAGAUCCUCUGGAGCACAGAAAACGCCGCUGUCUAGCAAGCGAAGUAUGGCUCUUCAGACCGCUUCGAGCGUGAGCAGUGAGGUCACUCCAAUCAUGGUCAUUCAACAAUGUCUGAGCACGCUGUCAUUCCUGUCACAGUUUAACGCUCACAUUGCCUGGUUCUUCUUAACAGAACAUGAUUCCUCCACGGCUGCCAAGCUCAAGGGGGCUCGCAAGGGUAAGGCUAAAGAGAACCGAGCCAACAAGUAUGCAUUGAACGCACUGCUUUCUCUUCUAGACCGCAAGUUGAUCAUGGAGAGCCCGAAUUGUAUGGAGCAGCUGUCCAGCCUGCUAAGCAGCAUCACUCAACCAUUGACUGUGCUCCUUCGUCGCGAGAAAGAACGCCAGGAGGAGGCUCAGAAGGGCAAGAAGCCUGAAGGUGCUCAAGCUGAAGAACCUACUGGACAGUCGGCUGAGACUACCGAUUCCGGCAUGGACACUUCCAUGACUGAUGCUCCGCUACCUACCGUGGAGAGUUCUGAGACCUCGGGUCAGGAGACCACUGAGCAAGCGGCCGCAUCUGGUGAAGCCCAGAAAUCCGCAGGCGAUAAAGAGCCCGCCGAGGAGGAGAAGCGCAAGAAGCGUACCAUCGAGCCUCCCGUUGUUCCAGACCACAAUUUCCGCCUGGUUGUUCAUAUCCUUGCGGCUCGUGAGUGCAAUGGCAAAACCUUCCGUGAUACUCUUUCCACCAUCAACAACCUUUCUGCCGUUCCUGGAGCUCGGGAUGUCAUCGGCAACGAACUCGUUGCGCAAGCUCAGGCCCUCAGCGAUACCAUUCUACAUGAUCUAGAGGACCUUCUCCCCCAUAUCCACCAAGCCAAGACUGGUACCGACAUGCAAGGUCUUGCUCUCGCCAAAUUCUCUCCCGCUAGCUCGGAUCAGGCCAAGCUGCUGCGUGUUCUGACAGCACUUGACUACCUCUUUGACCCUACUCGGGUAGACAAGACCAAGGGCACCGAGCCAGAAUCUGCCCCCAAGGAAGAUGUGCUGAAGCGACUCUAUGAGAGCGCCACGUUUGGUCCGCUGUGGACAAAACUCAGCGAUUGCCUGAGUGUGAUUCGCCAAAAAGAGAACAUGCUGAACGUGGCCACCAUUCUCCUUCCUCUGACCGAAGCCUUGAUGGUGGUCUGCAAGAACACCACCCUGAAGGACCAACCACUGUCUCGCGGCAGUCGUGAACUGUCCGUGACCAGCGCCUCGCCUGAAGCUGGUAUCAGCAUGGAAAACCUUUUCUUCAAGUUCACCGAGGAACAUCGCAAGAUCCUGAAUGAGCUUGUCCGCCAAAACCCUCGCCUUAUGAGCGGCACUUUCUCUCUGCUUGUCAAGAACCCUAAGGUACUGGAAUUCGACAACAAGCGCAAUUACUUCACUCGUCGCGUUCACUCGCGUGGUGCUGAGCCCCGCCACCCCCACCCUCCUCUCCAACUCUCUGUGCGCAGAGCUGAAGUUUUCCUUGACUCUUUCAAGUCUCUCUACUUCAAGACAGCAGAUGAGUUGAAGUACGGCAAGUUAAAUGUUCGUUUCCACGGCGAAGAAGGUGUCGACGCCGGUGGUGUGACCCGAGAAUGGUUCCAGGUCCUUGCUAGAGGCAUGUUCAACCCUAACUACGCUUUGUUCAUUCCUGUUGCCGCCGACCGGACUACUUUCCACCCAAACCGUCUCAGUGGCGUUAAUUCGGAGCAUCACAUGUUCUUCAAGUUCAUCGGUCGCAUUAUCGGUAAGGCCUUGUACGAAGGCCGUGUUCUCGACUGCCACUUCAGCAGAGCAGUCUACAAGAACAUCCUCGGACGCUCCGUCUCAAUCAAAGACAUGGAGACACUGGAUUUGGACUACUACAAAUCGCUCUUGUGGAUGCUGGAGAAUGACAUCACCGACAUCAUCACCGAGACAUUCGCCAUUGAAACCGAUGAUUUCGGCGAGAAGCAGGUGAUCGACCUGAAGCCUAAUGGUCAUGACAUUCCCGUCACCCAAGAAAACAAGGAAGAAUAUGUUCAACGUGUGGUCGAAUACCGCCUUGUCGAGUCUGUCCGAGAGCAGCUAGACAACUUCCUUAAGGGUUUCCAUGAAAUCAUUCCUCCUGACUUGAUCUCUAUCUUCAACGAGCAAGAACUGGAACUACUGAUCUCCGGUCUUCCUGAGAUCGACGUGGAUGAGUGGAAGAACCAUACUGAGUACCACAACUACUCUGCCUCCUCGCCGCAGAUCCAAUGGUUCUGGCGUGCUGUCCGCUCUUUCGACAAGGAAGAGCGUGCCAAGCUCCUCCAGUUCGUCACCGGAACCAGCAAGGUCCCCCUCAACGGCUUCAAGGAACUUGAGGGUAUGAACGGUGUCAGCAAGUUCAACAUCCAUCGCGACUACGGCAACAAAGACCGCCUUCCUAGCUCGCACACAUGUUUCAAUCAGCUUGAUCUCCCUGAGUAUGAAAGUUACGAAGAUCUUCGUGCACGCCUUUACACGGCCAUGACCGCUGGAAGCGAGUACUUUGGGUUUGCUUAA